CAUAUUUUUAGGACUCUGGCCGGAAGAUUGGUACAACGCGGUCUGUAUCAUCGCAACCAAAUCUCCUGUCUUGAUCGCUCAGGAAAACUUGAGAUCUGAGCUUAUUGAUAAUGCGGCUAUCAAAAGUGAUGCUAUCUCACCGAAUGAACUUCAAGAGUUUCGCAACACAGUCUGUGGUGUGUUAAACCACCCGACUGAAGUAGUGCCGAUCGUGAAUCGAAUGGAUCUCGCGCAGUGCACCUAUCUACUGUCAGUUUUGAGGAUGGAAAAAAUGAGAGUGAUUCAUGCGGAUUAUAGAGAAGCUCCACAUGAAUUUUUUAAGUACCUGGAGGAUAAGACCAUACGCAAAGAUAAAGGAGGAAUGUGGGUUUGCUUGUUAUCUGGAGCCACUGUGGUUUUUGAGGCAUACCUCGAGGCUUACAAACGGAACAGGACAAAUGACAUCUCGGAACCAGCACUUGAGUAUCAUGCACAAUUUCUUUUGGUUCAGUUCAAUCACAAUCUCAAAGAGGUUCGACGCUGCGCCGAUGCUUGUUUGUCUCGUUUGGUAGAUAAAUUUCCGUAUCUAUUGUGGAAUGGACACAUACUAACUACUGCCUUGCGACUUCUACAGGCGCUGCAAGUCAAUCUUCUGCAAGAUCCCUCAUGCAGCGACCCUACCUUUACCAUGGAUGGAUUGCCAUGGAGUAUUCAAUUACAGGAUACAAUUGAAGGCCGUGCAUCUGUCGUGAAAGAUUUCUCGCAGCGUUGCGAGCAAAUUUUACAAGAGGCAAUGAAAUGGGCACCAGCUAUCACUCACAGUCAUCUUUUGGAAUGUUUCCUUCUUUUAACUGCCCUCCUUUACCAAUAUUGUUGGAUUUACCGCCUAAGAGCUUUGGGCCAGCUGGUGCAAUCCCUGUCUGGCAAUAAUAAAACGCUAUUGCCAGACAGAGAUUGCACCAGCUGGCCCAAAGAAUAUGCUUCUUCAUAUGGAGCUUCCUCCGACACAUCUCUGAAGUUAGCGAUGGAUGCAGUGAUCAGUGCCGGUUCAGACAACACUAGCAUGUAUCUGUCGUCUUUACAUAUGAGAAGUAUGUAUCUCGGCCAGGUGAAAGGUAUGCUUGCAUCACGCGCGGCUGACGAAGAUGAAACUCCGGAAGUUUCUCUCAUAAAACGCCUCGAAACAGAUUUUGAGAGGGCAAUUGUUUCCGGAAAAUACGAGGAAGUGAAAAACGCCAUCAUGCUACUUACAGCUUUAUUCGUAACUCUGAAAGGUGAGCUGCAUCUUGGAUAG
Molecule: messenger RNA, 1273 nt
Organism: Cylicostephanus goldi
Lineage: Eukaryota; Metazoa; Nematoda; Chromadorea; Rhabditida; Strongylidae
Source: the annotation of a GenBank genome assembly